This is a messenger RNA of Cutaneotrichosporon oleaginosum, 2352 nucleotides long. RefSeq lists its product as uncharacterized. The record is from RefSeq and is a predicted model, not a curated record. Lineage: Eukaryota; Fungi; Basidiomycota; Tremellomycetes; Trichosporonales; Trichosporonaceae.
CGUGCUUAUGCAUGUGUGUAGACGCGCACUGAAGAGGCAUUUCUGGAGCAGCUGGACGGUCUGUACGGCCACGCCGACACGCCUCAAGCCACGCGUGUGAGCAAUGGUGUCCUGGUGUCGGCGCACUGACCAGGCCCAAACACGCAUGCCCACGCCGCGAAGAAGCUGAAACAGCUGGUAGGUCGGCAAUGCAUGCCAGAUCCCAAUUUUGCGGACUGCAAGGAGCGGUCAAAAAAUCGGGUUGUCGCAGGGUAGUGGCUGCGACGGUGGCGCAUGGCCUAAGCUCAUGUGGCGUCGGUGGAGGUCCUUCGGGGCAUGCACGUCGCAACAUGUGAACAAUGAUAUCCUCGCCUCCUUGUCAUUCUCUCUCUCACUCUUCUAUCUGCUCGCCACUAUGACCCGUCCUCUCAACGGUCACCGCGGGACUGAAAGUGCAUCGAGUAGUCGACCUCCAGCGAACCAGGACGUUGAUUAUCUAUCAGCGAGGCCGCUACUGCCUCACUCCUCAUCGGAUGGUCGUAUUGAUUUGGUCCACGACAGAUCACGAACAGCCAACCACAUCAAUCGUCGUUCUGGCGGUUUCUAUGCGUUAGCGAACGGUUUCUCUCACGAUUCCGAUAUCGAAUAUCGCGCAACCUGGGCAGGGAGCGAUCACACUUGGCAGCAAGGAGGGCUCGCUUCUCAGUCUCAGCAGCGGGACCACCAGGACCAUGGCAGAGUUGAUACUCGCGCAAACCGCCUCCGAGAUGCCCAGUUGCAGAGCUUGGCACCACCAGCCCCGAGAUCGAGGAUACACAUACACACAAGACAUCGCACGCCAGCGGAUGCUCCGCUCACGGAUGAGGCUGCAUUCCGCACCAAUGUGAGCGCGUCGGUCACACAAGCACCCUCCGCGAAACCACUACCUCUCCCAUUCAGUCAUGGCAUGAUGUUCACAGUCGACGCUCUCCUGGAUGACUCUGAGGAGGUGCUCGAGGAAACCGCCUUCGCCUCCACCGCGAGAAUCUCCGCACGCCACCAGUAUCAGCUGCCAGCCUUUGGAUCGUUUGGAGACUUCCAGAUUCAAAAUCACCACCUUUUCACCUUCCCAGAUUCCAAUGUGACGCCGAAGGGGAGUCCAACUGAUUCGUGCACACCUACCCCAACUGCCACCACUUUCGCCGAGUCGCAUCGACGUAAUCUAAACGAUGAGCUGCGCAAACUGCAUCCUGCCGCACAGAGACAUGCCGCACAAGCAGUCGUCAAUGCCAACGCGCUCACAAAGGAGAUGCUGUCUGGGACGGAGGAGUUGCUCGACUUGCUGUCGAAGCUCCGCAAGGAACCAAGCUCACCGCGCGUUACGACCUCCCUUCAGCAGACGUCCCCAUCCGUUUCGACAUACAUACCCCCUGUUCAGCGUCCAUCAUCGGUGCACUCCGUCACUGCAACCGGCGUUUCGCGUUCAGCCUCCGUCCGCACCAUCCGCAACAUGAUCCAGCAGAUGCCGUCCUCGCGUCGCGCCACCAUGCUCUCCACAAUCACCAUACCUCACUCGGACGAUAGCGACGAUGGCGAUGCGACCACGGACGGAACCACCACCGGGACAGACGGCAGCCAUACCACAGGGACAGACUCAAGUCCCUCGAGCCCCGAACAGCGUCCAAAGGUUCGAUACAGCGAAGAGCGCGCUCUGGGCUCACUGUUGGAGCUCAUAGAGCAGCGCGGUACCACACAGCCCCAGAUCGACGCGCUUCGUCGGCUCAUGCCCCUUCCUCCAGCGGGAUCACGCCAGUCGACUGGCCCGCGCCGCUCCUUUCCCCAUCGCGCACACACCAAGGUGCGGCGGACCCACAAGAAGCGGCGCUCUAAGAGGGACAAGGAUCGAGAACAGGGUUUGCCCCGCCUUCCUUCUGCGAGUGGGAGUGAGAGCGAUGGUCUCGGCUGGGACAUGUGGGAGGAUGUGGGCAAAGAUGACUUGAACGACUUCGUCAACGAGAUCAUGGACGUCGCACAGUGGUACAACCUUCAUGAGGAGGUCGUGUAGGUUGGCGUGAGCAUGAGCUUCGAGUUUUCAGACGCGAGGCUUCGUGUGAGUGCGAGCAGGCGGUCAAUCGUCCAACCCGUGUUGCGCACGCGAGUCAUCAAUCGAUCACUCCCUGCCGCCGGAUCUUAGGUGGAAGCAGCGCCCUCCUUCCCACGUUUGAGAUGUUGCGGUGAUGGCCCCUCGCACUUCGACAGUAACUGGCUCUGGGUGUGCCAGGGUUGAAUGAGCCGACGCGCUCGACGAUAUAAAUCAUGAUCUCACCUUCCUUCUCCGUUCACCAUUACACACUUCCCAAUCUUGUCAAUUGCCCUCCUCGAGUUGCCUCAUAA